GUUCUUGGCAGCAAAGGUUUUUUGCAUUCUGAUUAAAAAAUAGAAAAGAAAUACUACCUUUUGGUUGAUUGCGAAAUAAAUAUAAAGCUGCAGUAAUAGUGACAUAAUGCAAGAAUGAAAAGUAAAGAAGAAGUUUUAGGUUAUGAUUCUUCACGUGUACUUGUUAUGAUUUUUAUUGAGUCCAAAUAAAAUUUAAAUUUCAUCAUGAAGAAUAAAUCAACUCGUCACAAGGAACAGAACACGUUCAAGUUCCAACCAUUUUCGGAAAGAAUCGCUACUGUAGACGUCAAUAUAUUCCAUAAAGUUCGCCACGAGUACGAGUCCCAAUCAGAUGAGACAGAAAGUUGUUUUUACCAAGCUAUUCAAAAAUGGGAUGUUUUAAAUUUAACCGAGGGUUAUGACAAUUUUAAAAAAGAAAUUCGGGUGGAGAAUCAUAUUACUUUGCCUCAAAUAUUAUUAUCAAAAGAUCAUAUUAUUGAAAUUCUUUUAAAGCAUUUGCGACUGAAAAAUCCGUUAUGCCUUCAACCGUUGCUGGAGCUCGUAGUCGCAGUAGCUCAGGAUUUGCAAAAAGAGUUUUAUAAACACUAUCCCGAGUUUUUGGAAGUGCUCAUCAGCUUAUUGAGUACAAAGGACACUGAUCAACUGGAGUGGGCAUUUCAUUGUUUAGCUUAUUUAUUUAAAUUUUUAUGGAGACCAUUAAUUAAAAACAUUAAUAAUGUUUUUAAUUCACUUUUGCCUCUUUUGUCGGACAGUCGACCUGAAUAUAUUAAUUCAUUUGCUGCUGAAAGUUUUGCUUUUAUUGCCAGAAAGGUCAAAGACAAGGAAGGAUUUUUGGAACAUUUGUUAAAAGCUGUUACAAACAAAAAAGAUGGAAUCUCAGGUUGUGGAAAACUACUGUUUGAAGUUAUUCAUGGAGUAAAUGGACAAUUUCAUAGUUGUGCCGAAAGUUUCUUACCAUUUUAUUUGCAAUCGCUAUGUAAUGACCUGUAUUCUCAAGAAACAUUUUUUAAUAUUGUUGAAGAAAUUGUAUCCAAUAUCGCCAUACACAUUCAUCCUCAAAAGACUGAUUUGUUGUGGGAGAGCUUCAUAGAUAUAUUAUCAAAACUUUUGGAUGACUUUCUUGCCAACAAGAAUCGCAUAAUUGACAAUAAAAUUGAAUUAAUUUUCAAACUAAUGGAUCAAACGAUUAAAUUUAAAGAUGGCAAGUUGUUACGCGAACCCACAAAGGUUUUGCGGUUGCUAGUACAAUUUUUGAGCAGUCCAAAAUGGACUGACCCUGUGUUGCUGACAAUAAUUCAAAUUUCCAUAACACUGUUGCUCUCAAAGAGCAUUCAAUUACCACAGGAGCAAGUUUCGCAAUUGCUACGGAAGCUUCUUUUGCUAGAAAAUGAUGAAUUAUUCUUAUAUUUUGUCGAUAAUAUUAGUAUGUGCACUUCAUUUGAAUUACUAGUACUUCCAAAUUUUCUUAGGAAGUGUGCCGAGCGGGAAUUGGAAAAAAAAUUCCUGUAUGCUUUAACCAAAUUGGUGCUUAAAAAAGCUCCCUUAUGUGCUAGCGGAAUAUUACUGCAGAAAUGGGUAAAAUAUCCUCUAGAUUUCAGAGAAUCGAGUGAAGGGAUUUUUGAUUUAUUUAUAAAGUGGUUGAAUACAAGCAAUCCUAUGGAGGACUUAGAAACAUAUUUUUGUAGCAUUGUAUGCGUUCCACAUUUGAUUUUAACAUCCCUUCAAAGAAAUAAGAUCUUAAAUUGCUUAGAGCAGACCAUGCAGGCAUUACUACGCACAUUUGUAGAGGAUGUGGUAAAUAUUAAAGUAAAGCUAUUCAUAUUAAAUUUGCUAGUAGAAUGUGCCCUGCAUUUGAAAGGUAAACCAAUUUUAAAGAAACAUUUUAUUGACUUGGUCGAUGUUUUGCUGAAGUUUUCAGCUGACAUAAAUUUCGUCAGUGCUCUUAAAACGCUUAGCUUAUUAAUAUCCGUCUUAGGAGAUGAUGAAGAGAUUGCUACUAUUGAUUUGUUGAAGAAGAUUGAUAAACAGUGUGCUCUCAAUUUUAACUCGCCAUAUCAUGAGAUGCGGCUUUUUACAUCUUAUAUUUACACAUUCUUCGAACAAUUGCCUUACUUCAGGAUUAAACAUUCUUCUGAUCCAGGCAUAAUUCCCGAGAAAUUUAAAGUGUUUUCCCUGUGUCAUGCAGUUGAGUCGAUAGAUCCUCAAGUCUCAACAUAUAGAGAGCAACUUCAGUUACUUGAGAAACUGAACUUUAACAAACCUCAAAUGAUAAUAUGUAAUCAAACUGACUUCAAUUUACUGCCGCUUAGAUUUUUAUGUGGCGUGCUAUAUAUGAAUUUCCAGUUGCUUUGGGAGCCGGUAUCCAAAAUUAUUUCCUCGCACGCGCAUGGUCUUAAUAUUAACCAUUUUUGGGAUGUUUUUGGUCAAGAAUUAAAAAAUGUCGUUUCUACUCUGAGAGAUGGGGAAAAUGUUGCAAUCAGUGAUAUUGAGUCAGAAUUUGAAACACUGAAGGAGAUAUUUCAAACUGCUCAGCAAAUAUCUACCAAACCCGACUUCAUUAACUACAGAUUGUUGCUCUGGAAGAGUUUGAUGUUAUUUCCAAAUGUUGCUGAAGCUAAAACAAGAGAUGUGUCUGGAUUGUUAUUAGAUUUUGUCGUAUCUGAAUAUACAAAAUCGAACUCCGAAUUAGCCACAUAUUGUAGCGUCAAAGAGUACUUUAAGGAAAAUGAUGAGCAUAUUGAAGAGGCGGGUGAAAACAAUCCACUUGAAAAAUCUGAAGGGUUCAACAAAAAGUUGUAUGGUAAAAUUCUCAAGAAACCUGGACGAAAAGUUAUUAUUAAAGUGUUACUUCACAAACUUGCAGUAUUUUCACAAAUUAAAAGUCCAAAAUCAAUGUACCGGGAACCAGAGCUUUACAAAUUAUACUUUGAUCUCCUCAAACACAAAAAUGCGGACAUCCAAAAGGUCGCAUUAGACUGCAUUAUGACUUACCGGUUUAAAUACUUAGUACCUUACAAAGACAAUCUUUACAAUUUAGUUGACGAUAAAAAUUUCAAGCACGAAAUAACUAAUUUCCGUAUCGAUCAAGACAGCGAUAAAGUUUUGAGUGAGCAUAGAGAAAAACUCGUGCCUGUCAUUUUGCAAAUAGUAUUCAGCAAAAUGAGCGGUAAAACUGGACUUAGAACUGGUGGUAAAGCGUCCGGUCAACUACGCAGAAAUUUAAUUUUGAGGUUUUUGGCGGGAUGUCAAGAGAGCGAAAUGUUGCACUUUCUUGAGAUGUCUUUUAAUUUGUAUGCUAAAUACCUAAAGGAAAAUGACGAAGAGCUAGUUAGAUCAGUGGCUGAAAAUAUCGAUUUGGAAAAGUCUUUACCUCCAAAAAAACUGCUUAGCACUGUAAAUUUGCUGAAUGUGAUACUGGAUCAGUUUGGAGGACUAAUGGGUGACAGAUUAUUGACGUAUUUAUUAAAAAUAGUGUUUGUUAUUGGCGCCUCAAUUAAAGGGACUUAUGAUCACAUCACAGAUCUACAUGUGGGAUAUUUGGCGAUAUUUAGGACUCUCCGAACAUCUUGCACAAAAAUUUUGGAAAGUUUUUUUCGACACUUCGACAAAUAUCCCUGGACAAAUUGUCAAAUAAAUGCUGUGUUUUACACAUUUGUAUGGCCUUAUUUGGACAAAUUGAAUGUUGAAGGCAUACAUAGUCCGACUUCUAUGUUGAAAUUGUUUAUACAAUGGGGUUCAAAUCCAAAAUACUUCAGUCUUUUAGUGAAAUACAAGCAGUGCGACACUAGUCAAUACAUCUUGCCACAUAUUUUCAACUUGUUGGUUAAUAACAAGAGUCAUAUUUCCGUUGUUAACGCCAUUUACGAAAUGAUUGAAUGCAUGCUUCGAUAUGUGCCAAAUGAUGAAGAGCAGAAUCGUAAAAUAACUGUGGACAAUGAAUUGACAAUUGACACGUCUAUUUUGGAAAGAGUUAAAGUUAACGAAAAGCUUAACUAUGGCAGCUGCAUUUUGUUGCCACAUAUUCCUCUUAUACUUCAAAGGGUCAAACGAAAAUUAGAAAGCGGAAACAGGACGUUGAACAACAGAGAGCUUUUUAUCUUAUCCAGAAGUUCUGAACUUGUUUGGGAGAGUGACAUAAGCAACAAGAUUUUGCAGUUGCUGUUACCCGUGGUUAGAAAAAGAUGUUCUGCUGACGAAGACGUCCUGUUGCAGUUUUUGACCAGUGUUUUUAAUUUGAUCCAAAAUAUUGAUGCGCCUGAAACACAUCUAAAGCAGCUGGUUCCGAUGUUUGGGGAGGUAGUUCAAGUGUCUUGCAGGAAAAUGUUAAUAAAAAUUUUGGAACUGAUUACUAAAAAAUCGCAGUGUGAGCGGUUAAGUUUGGUUUCUAAUUUAGUGACAGAACUGAAUGCGUGGGAUAUUAAAUGGGUAGAUCAACCUGAUUUUGAAAGGCGACAUCAUGCUUUUAAAAAGAUUCAGGAAGCUGUAGAGAAUAACAUGAUUGACGUAAAUGUAGGCACCAUAUUAAUUUAUAAUUUGUUCUUUAUGAUAAGAAAUGAAAAGGACUUGGCUUUGAGAGACAACUCGUCCCACACUCUGAAAAGCCUUUCUCCAUACCUUAUUAAAAAAUAUCAGAAUAGUCAAAAGGAUAUUGAUUAUAUAUUAAAUGAUUGUCUUUUUAAUCUAAUUAGAAAUGGCUUAAGGGCGCAAAGUACCAACGACCUUCGCAACGAAAGCAUCUCACUUCUAGGUCACUUAGCCAGAGAAUGUGCAGAAAGUAACUUCAUUUUAAGGGAUCUAAACAAAUAUACAAAUAAGGAAGAUCUAGAAGUAGACUUCUUUGAGAAUUUAACUCACCUACAACUUCACAGACAUGCUAGAGCGUUACUAAAAUUCUGUCAAGUUACAAAAGAGGACAUUGUUGUAGUAAAUCCACGCACGCUCACUCAAUUUCUGCUUCCUCUAGCAUCACACUAUUUGUGUUCCGAGAAAUUUGUCGGUAAAAACAGUGUGAUUGAUGCUGCCAUUGAAAUGGUUGGUACUAUAUGCAGAAUAUUACCAUGGCAUCAAUAUGAAGGAGUACUGAAAUAUAGCCUGUCGAGACUCAGAUAUAAAGUAGAGUAUCAGAAGCAGUUGGUCAAAUUGGUGGUGGUGAUUUUGGAUGGUUUUCACUUUGAUUUAAGUAAAGGUCAUAUUGAGGUUGGCGAUAAUAACUUGAAAGGCAAAAGUAUUCAAGAUAUAGUGCCCCUUGAUGAUAUGACUAACAUUAUGGUUUCUCAAGAAAUUGGUGAAUUAUUGGAAGAAACGUUCAAAGGAGACGAUGAAGAAGGGGAAGGGAUAGAAGUAGAAAUGGAAGACAAGGCGCAAGUUCUGAAAGUGUGUGAAAAGAUUACAGUUCUUUGUAAAUCCAAUGCAACGAGGGUUUUAAAAACAAUUAAGUCUGUGUUGUUACCGCAGUUGCAUAAGUCACUGGCUGAGUUAACUUAUUACGACUCAUCUCAUAAGGUUAACAGAAAAAGGACUAGUAUUGAAAGAGAGGAAGAAGAUUUGAUAAAAGUGCCUAUUUCACUGGCAGUAGUUAAGUUGCUUCAACGCUUGCCGAAAGAAAUACUUGAACUGAAUCUGCCAGGCGUCUUUAUGAAGAUUUGCACCUUCUUAAAAUCCCAGUUGGAAUCUGUACGACGUGUUGCAAGGGAGACGUUACAAAAAGUCAUGCUCACGUUAGGACCGAAGUAUUUGAAAAUGUUAUUAAGUGAGAUGGCGCCACUACUGAAUAGAGGAUUUCAGGUUCACGUAUUGGUUUUUACGCUACACGGAAUUUUGAAUUGCUUAAAGGGAUUUUAUGAAGCUGGCGAUAUUGACGAAAUUGUGUUAACAGUAUUAAAUCUAUGCAUGGCUGAUCUCUUCGGAGUCCUUUCUGAAGAGAAGGAAAUAGUAAAAAUAAUGAGAAAAACUUCAGAAGCUAAAUCAACUAAAAGUUUUGAUACAUUACAAAUUUUGGGGAAAUAUAUUACGGAGAAAUGUCUGUUGGACGUGAUAAAACCCAUAAAAGAUCUAUUGGAAAUAAAUCACUCGUUUAAAACAGUACAAAAAGCCCAAGACGCACUAAGAAACAUGGCCUUGGGCCUGGUUGAUAAUCAAUUUAUAUCAGUAGAGUCGUUGUUGAAGUUCGCCUACGGGGUUUCUGCUCAAAAAAUCCCGCAAUUGCUACCCGUCUCUAAAAAUCAGUUGACUCAAAAGCUGAAGGUCGAGAGCGGAAGGGAGGAUUGUUUUAUCAUUCCAAAAAUACCGGGAAAUAGGACGGCUUUCAGGGAAGCAAAUGUGAAAAUGUCUUCAGAUACUAACGUACAUGUUAUGGUCGAAUUUGGUUUGCGGUUAUGUUACGUCUUACUAAAGAGGGAGAAGUUGAAAGAUGGUGAAUAUUUACCAUUCUUGGAUCCAUUUGUGUUGAUUUUUAGGGAUUGUUUGGCUUCCAAGCAUGUUAAGUUGUGUACUUUGACACUGCAAUGUUUAACGUGGAUGCUGAAAUACGAUAUACCGUCCUUGAAAACGCACAUAAAAGCAAUAACUAAAAACAUAUUUGGAAUUCUUCACAAGUACGCGUCAGCAGGUUUGAGUAAAGGCGAUAAUUUCGAUUUGGUCGCAGCAGCAUUUAAGGCAAUGGCGGUGAUUGUUCGAGAUAUUCAGUAUUACACUGUCGACCUAACACAACUGAAGACUCUUAUCAUAUAUAUCGAGCAAGAUAUGCACGAUCACGAUAAACAAGCCACAGCUUUUAAUUUGCUGAAGGCGAUAAUAGCCAGAAAAUUAGCAAUUGCAGAGAUACAGGCUGUCAUGGGUAAAGUCGCGGAGUUAAGUAUAACUUCUGAUAUGAACCAUGUUAGGGUCCAAGCCAGGGCGGUAGCUUUUCAAUUUUUGAUGGAAUACCCAUUAGGAAAUUCACUGGGCGGACAUUUAGGUUUUUAUAUGUCGCAAAUGAGUUACGAGAUGCAGUAUGGCAGGGAAUCGGCCAUUGGGAUGAUUCAGAUGCUGAUAAAUUCUUUUCCAUUGGUCACCCUUAAGAAGCAGAGCGGCUCGCUAUUUGUAUCUCUGGGAGCGAGACUAAUAAAUGACGACGUACCCGAAUGUAGAAAAAAGGUGGCGGAUUGUAUUUCUUCAAUGCUAACCAGAUUACCAAAAGUCGAUAGAGAUUCUCUUUUCGAAAUCACUACGGUCUGGCUGAAAGACAACAAUAUAAGCCAUAGGCGCUUGGCAGCACAGCUUUGUGGAAUAUUUGUAACGGUAGAAAAAGAUUCGUUUUCCGCCAGAUUGCCCUCUUUGACUCCACUUUUAAUGAAGCAGUUCGGUUUGACUGAUACACCUGGCAAAUUUGUUAAAUUAAAACAAGACAAAGACAUUUCUGAAGAGGAGCAACGGGUGAAAGAUCACCAUCAUUUCCAGGUUUUGCAAUUGAUCUUGAAAAUUUGUGCAAUUUGCCCAACUUUUCUUAAAGGCAAAGAGACUGUUGAAAAGUUAGCUUAUCACGCUCAAACGUUGCUAGCUUAUCCGCACGAUUGGGUGCGUCUGGCUUCUGCACAGUUUCUAGGCUAUGUUCUGUCAGUGUUGGACGUGGAUCAGUUAGGUUCGCUGCUACUAAAUAACUCGUCUGAAGAAUGCGGUUACUUGUUUGGUGAUCCAGAAAAUUGUAUUAAGAGUCUAACAUUAGAUUUGUGUGAUCAGCUACGAGCCAAAGACGUGAGGAGUGAUUUAGCAGAACAAGUUAUUAAGAAUCUGCUUACAAUUGCCAAAGUUUUAGCAAAAGUGCCAAUUAAUAGUGAUAAAAAAAUCAACUUACUCUGGUUAUCCAAACUAAUAAGAAAGGUAGUUAACAGAGAAGUAAUAGAAAAUUCUUCCAGUAUCGUCCUGAGGACGGAAGUGUUUAAGUGGAUUGCUGGUAUUGGAACAGCGUUAGAGUUGGUGAAUAUAAAGCCCAUCAUGAACCAUUUGCUUGCGCCAUUAGUAAGGGAAUUGAUUACUACUGACGAAAAGAAUGCACCUCUGCGACAGUUGGCGAAAGAAGUAGCUAACCAUCUGAAGAAGAGAAUCGGUUUGGAAGAAUAUACAACCGCGUUGCAAAAGUUAGAGCGUAAUUUAUCAGCGAGAAGGGCCGAGAGAAAGCGGUCGAGGAAUCAGUUAGCUGUCACAGACCCCGAGGUGUAUGCGAAAAAGAAGAUUAAGAGACAUGAAAUGAAGAAAACGUUGAAGAAAAGAAAAAUGGAACAAGUUAAAGGCAAGAAAAAUUUUAAACGGCGAAAAGUUGUUGAUUUGGAAGAUAGCUCAGAAGUAAUGUAAUAAUGUAAAAUUAGGCAAGAUUUGUAAUUCUUUAAUAUAUUGUAAAUAAAUUUAUCGUGGCAUUUGUUUUAGCAUCCGUCCUUAAACGCUUAACUUAUUGGUAGACAAAAUU
Cylas formicarius (sweet potato weevil) is the source of this 8440-nucleotide messenger RNA. RefSeq names its product small subunit processome component 20 homolog. Lineage: Eukaryota; Metazoa; Arthropoda; Insecta; Coleoptera; Brentidae. Gene Ontology annotation, cellular component: nucleolus; small-subunit processome; 90S preribosome. The transcript is spliced from 14 exons. The record is from RefSeq and is a predicted model, not a curated record. Bases 205 to 8328 code for a protein of 2707 amino acids.